Molecule: messenger RNA, 1077 nt
Organism: Cornus florida
Lineage: Eukaryota; Viridiplantae; Streptophyta; Magnoliopsida; Cornales; Cornaceae
Product: peroxygenase-like
Exons: 6
Coding region: 133-852 (239 amino acids)
Molecular function (GO): calcium ion binding; monooxygenase activity
Source: RefSeq, a predicted model, not a curated record
AGACCUUUUGCAUGCUCGCCACGGAGUUGUUUUGGUGGCCCUUUCGCGUGCUUCCUACUCCAUAUUGCUCAAAGACGCUGAACUAUAUAUACACACACACACACACAGACAAACACACACACACACGCAGAGAUGGCUGCAGUUGGUGAGAGGAAUGCAAUGGCGACGGAGGCUCCUCUUGCACCGGUCACUAGCGAGAGGAGGGUCCGGACCGACUUAGAAACGUCACUUCCAAAACCAUAUAUGCCUAGAGCAUUGGCUGCUGUUGAUACGGACCAUGUGAAUGGGACUCCGGGCCAUAAACAUCACAACAUGAGUGUUCUUCAGCAACAUGUAGCAUUCUUUGACCAAGAUGCCAAUGGGAUUAUUUACCCUUGGGAAACCUACACUGGACUGCGUCAAAUUGGUUUUAAUACGGUUGCCUCUCUUAUUAUGGCCGGUGUUAUCAAUAUGGCUUUGAGUUAUCCUACUCUUCCGGGGUGGAUCCCUUCUCCUUUUUUCCCUAUCUACAUACACAACAUACAUAAGUCCAAGCACGGGAGUGACUCCGGAACUUAUGACACAGAAGGAAGGUUUGUUCCAGUGAACCUUGAGAACAGUUUCAGCAAGUAUGCUCGCACAGUGCCUGACAAGCUCACAUUUGGAGAGAUCUGGGACAUGACCGAAGGCAACCGUGUCGCAUACGACUUCUUUGGAUGGCUCGCGAGUAAGAUGGAGUGGGGAAUACUGUAUGUUCUUGCCAGAGACGAAGAGGGUUUCCUGUCUAAAGAAGCCAUCAGGCGCUGCUUCGACGGAAGCUUGUUCGAGUACUGCGCCAGGAUGCAGAUAGGUGCUGAGGCUAAGACGUAUUGAAGCAUACUAUGUGCAAACCUGUUAUGUGAGUUGUAUUUUGCUGUUUCUGUUUCAUGUUGCAAUAGUAGUGUAAUAUCUAAGGAGAUGCUUUUUGCACAUAGUAUGGUUUCUUGAGGUUGUAAUAUAGCCUACUUAAUGCCCAUCUAUAUGUAUAUGUUUGAAUAAAUGUGUAAUGGUUUGGCCUAUUUUCCACCAGAUAGAAUCUACUUAUAGCAAUUAUAUCAG